GGUAUAGUAGAAUUGCGGUUCUUGAACGUAUAAUUUACAAAGCGCGCGCUUAAUCUGACGUAUUUUGAUUGUAUGGAACAAAAUACUCGAGAAACUUGAAGAAUUCACUAUUUAAUUUAAAAUAUAUUAUUAAUUACUUGAACAGUGGCAAUCAAUAUGGAUUCUAAAAACCAGUGCGAAAACUUAGAACCAGACUUCAAUAUGAACCUUCUAUUGUCUAAUAUAGUUAGUCAGAAACCCUUCAGUAAUUGCAGACUAUGUCUAAAGGAAAUUCGUGAAGAGUAUGUACGUUUCCAUGAUAGUGUUAGUGUACUACAAAACGGUGAAUUCCAGCCUUUAUCUGAGGUACUGGAUAUAUUAUUAAAAGACGAUGAAAAGUUACAGGUUACUGAAGAAAUACCAGGAAUAGAUGCCAUCUGCACAAAUUGUAUGACCAAAACAGUUGAUGCAGUUAAAUUUAUUUUAAAAUGUAAGCAGUCUACAGAAUUGCUUAACAGAAUAUUCGACAACAUUAUAGAAGCAUUACAAGAUGAUUCUGAAUUAACCAAUAAUAGAAGUUUGUACAUUGCUUUAAAUGACAGCGACAUUAGUACUAUAUUGAUUUUAAGAAAUGAGAAUGAUGAUGAAAAACUUGAAGCAUGGAAUGAUAACGGUAAUAAAAAACAAAGGCAGUUCCAGUGCUUACACUGCAAUAUAAUAUUAGAUAAUAUUGAUAAUCUUAAAGAUCAUAAUGAAACAUGCCAUGAUAUUUUAACAUGUACACUAUGUUAUGAAACAUUUUUUGAUCACAGUGAAUUAGAAAUCCAUGUAAGCACGACCCACAGAUUCCAAUGCUCCAAAUGCAAAAUGUAUAAAAAUAGCGAAGAGGAUCUUGUAAAACAUAUGGAUAGGAUGCAUAAAAAAUAUUUAUGCAAGGAGUGUGGUAAAUGCUGCCAAGGUUUAGAUAAAUUACGCAGUCACGAACAGAAACAUGUGACAAGAAAUGAAUGCCCCAAAUGUGGCAAAUCAUAUGCAACUAAAGACUUCUUUAUUAAACAUGUCAAAUUGUGCCUAGAAGACCUUAUAGAUCCACAUCCCAUUAGGAGCAAUAUAAAGAAAACUUUCAUUUGUAGUACUUGUAAUAAAGGUUACAGCACAGUAGGUGGGCUACGAGUCCAUAUGAGAUUUGUGCACGGCAAUGCUAAGCCACAUAUAUGCAAUUACUGUGGGAAAAAGUUUACUGCACCAAGCUAUUUGAAAACACACUUAAUAAAACAUACUGGGGAAAAGAACUUCAAAUGUGAUAUUUGUUCCAACAGAUUCGUUUCUAAAGAAGCCUUACUAUACCAUACAAGAAGACAUACUGGAGAGAAGCCUUACUCUUGUACAAUGUGUAAUGAGAGAUUUGUAAACGCGUCAGCUAGAGCUGAUCAUAUUAGAUUUAGGCAUGUGGGUCCUACAUUAAGCUGUCACAUUUGCUCACGUAAAUUUGUAACGUCUCAUUUCUUGAAGCAGCAUUUGAGCAGGCAUCAUGAUCCUGCAAGUAGAUUGUAUAAAGUGCAACAGGAUUAUUGCAACUAAUAUAAAGUCCAAACUUUGACAAAUUAUUCAUAAAUUCCUAGCAAAAAUUACAUUAAACAGUUCAAAAGAGUUUAUGUAACUUUAUCUUCAAAUUUUUCUCUACAAGUCAAAUAUCUAUUUAAAAGUCUAGUAAUUCAAAUAACAUCAUAAUUAAAGUAAUCCUGGAUCACUUUGUGAAUACCCACAAAUAUACUAGAGUAACUAGAGGAAACAAAUAAGAGCAGAGUUGAAGAGGAUGGGGAAUUUAUUUAAGUAUGAAUUGAUAAGUAAAAUGUAUAUUGUAUAUACAUAAUGAUUGAAAUGUAAAAUAGAAUCCUUAUAUUUAUAUAGUAUAUAGCAAUAAAUCAAUAAAAUA
Molecule: messenger RNA, 1915 nt
Organism: Achroia grisella
Lineage: Eukaryota; Metazoa; Arthropoda; Insecta; Lepidoptera; Pyralidae
Product: gastrula zinc finger protein XlCGF57.1-like
Exons: 2
Coding region: 157-1560 (467 amino acids)
Cellular component (GO): nucleus
Molecular function (GO): zinc ion binding
Source: RefSeq, a predicted model, not a curated record